GCAUGAAAAGACUCGUCGUCCAACGAAUCAUACGAACGAGUUACUACAACAAUUGUUAAAAAGGUUAAAUCGCCACCGCUCUCUAACAGUCUCUCUUUCUCUCUCUGCGGUCAUGGCCGCCAUGGAAGGCAUUGUUGGAGCUCAGGACCAAGCCCAGGCUCAACAACAACAACCGCCCAAGGUUGUGGAGAGGCUGAACCCUGCGGUUCAACAGCAACUCAAUCUCGAGUCUGUCAAGACGCGAGCGAUCAGCCUCUUCAAAGCCAUCUCUCGCAUCCUCGAAGACCUAGAUGCCAUCGCUCGCACCAAUUCUGUCCCUAAAUGGCAAGAUGUAUUGGGGCAAUUUUCUAUGGUGAAUCUUGAGCUUUUUAACAUAGUGGAAGACAUCAAGAAGGUUUCCAAGGCUUUUGUUGUACAUCCAAAGAACGUCAAUGCAGAGAACGCCACAAUUCUGCCAGUUAUGUUGUCAUCAAAGCUAUUGCCUGAGAUGGAAAUGGAAGACAGUUCCAAGAGAGAGCAGGUAUUACAUGGGAUGGAAAACCUGCCAGUAUCCGCACAAAUUGAAAAGCUAAAGACUAGAAUAGAUAUGAUUGGAGCAGCCUGUGAAAGUGCUGAAAAGGUCAUAGCUGAUACCCGUAAAGCCUAUUUUGGUACACGACAAGGGCCAACGAUUGUUCCAACAUUAGACAAGGUCCAAGCUGCAAAAAUUCAAGAACAAGAGAAUUUACUGCGAAGUGCUGUAAAUCAUGGCGAAGGAUUAAGAAUACCUGGGGAUCAAAAGCAGAUUACGUCUGCUCUUCCCAUGCAUCUGGUGGAUGUUCUCGCCGUGAGUGAUACCACGCAGACUUUUGUUGAUGCAUCUGGCAUGUACAUGAAAACUAAUACUCCCCUGUCAUCGAACAACAUUAACAGCCAGGGAACGUUGUUACAGGCUUCUGGAACACAACUUAUUGGAAGAUCAGCAGCUUCCCCUUCCGGUGCUACUGCGGCCACUUCCUUUGAUAAUACAACGACGUCUCCACUGCCAUAUGCAAACUCGCCUAGGUCUGGCACGACUUUGAUGAAUACACCAUCUCCUCAGCAACAAUCACAACAGCAGCAGCACCAACAGCAGCAGCAGCAGCAGCAGCAACAACAACAACAACAACAACAACAAAGGCAAAAAAUGAUGCAAUUACCCCGACAUCAGCAGCAACUCCUUGCUCAUCAGCAAUUCAGGCAAUCUUCGAUGCCUGGACUGGGGCAGAACCAGCUGCCACAGCUGCAUGAUUUGCAGGGCCAAGCUCAGCAGAAGUUUCAAUCGUUACACGGUCAGCAUCAGAUGCAAUUUUCUCAGCCAAUGGGGGCCCAGCAAUUUCAAAGUAGGCAGCUAACAUCUGGACCCAUUCAGCAUAGCAUUGGUCAAAACCAACUCAGCCAAGGAAAUCAGCUGAAUCGUCAUUUAAACCAAUUUUCUUCCCCUGCCAAUAGUGCAUUGUUUAAUGCUGCUCAGUCUACGCCAAAUACGCAAAUUAUUCCAAACAUGUCCGCAACGAUGCCAUCACAAUCACUUCUCCCACGAAUGCAGCAGUUUGGAUUAUCUUCUGGCAAUCGGAGUCAUGCUUCCCAAAUUUUGAGUGAUCAAAUGUUUAACAUGGGAGCAGCUAAUCCUAGCACGAUGAUGCCUCUACAGCAGCAGCAGCAGCAGCAACAUGGUUCACAAGGUGCUUUCGGAAAUAUGGCGCAAAAUGCCUCAAAUCUACAACCUGGUAUGGUGGCCAUCCAGAAUGCUUCACAGAAUCAUCCCAGUUUCCAACAACAGCGACAGCAAAAUCAACAGCAGUAAUGUUAUAGAACCUCCAAGCUAAUAGGCUGACCUAGUUCUAUUUGUAUACUAGGUCAGGGGCCACUACAGAAUAGCAGUGAUGAUAUACAUUGGAAUGUGGCAAUGUAGAAACUUAGCAUGAAAGUUGGGCUAGACUUAUUUUCUUCAUUACUUUUUCAUGAUUUGUAUGUGUUGAUAGUGUAUUGGAAGCUGUGACGUGCUCCAUGCUGGCGCAAGGACAUCAGUAGUGUAAAAUGAAUAAAAACUAGUUCAUCUGAAAUGAAAAUGUUUUGGAUGCCAAA
Molecule: messenger RNA, 2106 nt
Organism: Cornus florida
Lineage: Eukaryota; Viridiplantae; Streptophyta; Magnoliopsida; Cornales; Cornaceae
Product: mediator of RNA polymerase II transcription subunit 8
Exons: 12
Coding region: 113-1825 (570 amino acids)
Cellular component (GO): mediator complex
Source: RefSeq, a predicted model, not a curated record